UUUUGUAGCCAACAUUCAAAACAUUCCUAUUCCUUCUCUCAUCCUUUUGUGAAUUCUAGGCGUUUCACCGUUACAGCCUAGAAAUAUCCGUUGUCCAUGGUUUGGCAUAACCAUCCUCUGGCAUUGUCGGUCUGUGGCACCGCUCUAGUCACCAUCAUCCUCCUAACAAUCCAGACCUCUCUCUAUAUGUGAAACCCUAGAGAUUGAAUUCAUUCAAAUUCUGGUUAUUGAUCUUGAUCUUCGCAGGCGACGACGAUGACUAUGUCGCCGGCGAUUCAGACCGAUCUCAUUCAGCCCCAAAAUGCAUCAUUGGAAGAGGACAAUAAGAAGAAGCAAAUGGACGCUGAGCCCUUGCUUUCUAGGGCUUCGUGUUUCAACAACAACAACCACCAUCAAACGAGGCGCAGAGCCGCCGCGAAACUGUCGUCGCCGCCCCCCAGUCGGCAGCAGUCUUUUACUCGCAACAUUGGGCACGCUGCGGCUGAGACCUAUCUCAUCACUGGGCUUGCCUUCAAGCUCCUUGGAUACCUCGGGGUAGGCUACCGGUGGAUCCUGCAACUUCUUGCCCUUUGCUUUUAUGCCAUGCUACUUUUGCCAGGCUUUCUCCAAGUUGCAUAUCACUAUUUCUUUUCAAGCCAAGUCCGCCGGAGUGUUGUUUAUGGGGAUCAACCUAGAAACAGGCUGGAUCUAUUUUUACCAAAAAACAGUGAUGGCCCAAAGCCAGUUUUGGCAUUUGUAACUGGUGGAGCUUGGAUUAUCGGGUACAAAGCAUGGGGUGCUCUUCUAGGAAAACAGUUAGCAGAAAGAGACAUCAUAGUAGCAUGCAUUGAUUACAGAAAUUUUCCUCAGGGGACCAUAAGUGAUAUGGUUGAAGAUGCUUCUCAAGGGAUAUCAUUUGUGUGCAACAAUAUUGUUGAAUAUGGGGGUGACCUUAACAGGAUUUACUUAAUGGGGCAAUCAGCUGGUGCGCACAUUUCUGCAUGUGCUCUCUUGGAACAGGCAAUUAAAGAAUCCAAAGGAGGGAGCAUCUCUUGGAGUGUCUCCCAGAUAAAAGCCUAUUUUGGAUUAUCUGGCGGGUACAACAUACCCAACUUGGUUGAUCACUUCCAUGGUCGAGGCCUCUAUCGCUCCAUCUUUCUAAGCUUAAUGGAAGGGGAACAAUCAUUGCAACAUUUUUCUCCUGAAAUUAGGAUACAGGACCCAAGCCUAAAAAGUGCUGUUGGUAUGCUGCCCCAACUUAUUCUUUUCCAUGGAACUGCAGAUUAUUCCAUUCCAUCAGAUGAAAGUAAAAAUUUUGCAGAUGUUCUCCAGAAAGUAGGAGCUAAAGCAGAACUAAUUUUGUAUCCUGGAAAAACUCAUACGGAUUUAUUUCUUCAAGAUCCUAUGAGAGGUGGUAAAGACGAGCUCUUUGAGCAUGUGGUUUCUUUGAUACAUGCCGGUGAUAAAGAAGCUCUUGCAAAAGAUGCCAUAGCACCUCCAAGUCCUCGCCUUGUUCCUGAAUUUCUAUUGAAGUUGGCUCAUACUGUCAGCCCAUUUUAAGCCUUCCAGUUUUAAGGUUUAUUAUUGAUGAUUGUUUGUCAUUAUAGUGUUGUUUUAUGUCCUAGUUUCCAUGUUUAUAGUUACAGCAUCCGAGUUUGUCUGUAACUUCCUAGAGCUCUUUCGCCUGUAUUAUUUUCUUAGUUGAGUUUAUCGUUAGUUGAGCAUGAGAUACACACAGAAAUAUGUCUCUAUUUAGAAUUUAUCGAUAGGGAACCAGGCCAUAUUCCUUUAUUUAUUAUUAUUUUUGAACCCGUAAGCUUCUAGUAAGGUACAUAAACGCUGGCCGGUAGGUUUGUGUAUCAUGAUUCAAUGUUAUUCGAUUUGUGUCCAAUAGAACGAAUUGUACACAUGAUUCAUUGCUAUUUAAUGCCAAUAUUGUUGUUUAAACCUUCA
Molecule: messenger RNA, 1932 nt
Organism: Camellia sinensis
Lineage: Eukaryota; Viridiplantae; Streptophyta; Magnoliopsida; Ericales; Theaceae
Product: isoprenylcysteine alpha-carbonyl methylesterase ICME
Source: RefSeq, a predicted model, not a curated record